Molecule: messenger RNA, 11898 nt
Organism: Neodiprion virginianus
Lineage: Eukaryota; Metazoa; Arthropoda; Insecta; Hymenoptera; Diprionidae
Exons: 23
Coding region: 527-10159 (3210 amino acids)
Cellular component (GO): cytoplasm
Source: RefSeq, a predicted model, not a curated record
CUUCACGGUUCUGUUCAACGCUUUCCGCAUUUUCACGCGUGUGCUCGUAACUUUGUCUCAUGGACUGGAGGAGACGGAGCCCUGCUGCCAAUGCGCUUGUGAUGUAUGCAUGUGGGCUCAUUUGCGUUGGAGGUUCGGUGAGAGUCUACGUCCGCCCAUCCAUACUGACUGACUGACUGACUUGCAGCAGGAGUGGAGGAUACUCAAGAGGAGACUCGGCUCUCAUUCUCGCGUGCGUGCCCUGCCUUGCGGUAUUGUGUUCGGGCUCCUCGCUGUGUACGGUGGUGUGCUGUAAUUUAACGUUGUAUGAUGUGCGGUCAGCCAAGUCUGUGAAAUCGACAGCAGGACGAGAGUUUCUGUUCGGCCGAUUUUGAGUUUUUUCGGUUUGAAGUGCUCUGGUGUAGGUUGUCUCACUCCUGAAGAUAAUGCUGUUGAGGAUUAUUUGGUCAAUCGUCGACUGACAUCGUCGUCCUGCCAUCCAUCCUGAUCGACGAGGCGACCCUGAGGAAAACGCCACGGUGCGAGUAUGGAGGAUUCGCCCAUGCCUGAGGGUAAGGAUACCUCAACGACGAGCACAGAAGAGAGAGAAGUGUCAGUUGAUAAUCGAGAAGAGAUUGUUCAGCCGAAUGCCGGGGUGAGAGUUGAUUUCGUAGAUAAAGUAACCAUCGAAAAAAUAGUAUUUGCGGAAGAUGGUCCGAGAGAAGACCUGUUGACAGAGACCGCAAGUUUGAGAAAAAGCUCUGCCUCCAAGAGCGAGAAUAAGGCUGUGAUUGGGGCUAAGGUGAUUUUGAAAAACACCAAUGAAAAGGGAGAGAAGUCUGAAAAGUCGAAGACCACAGCUAAGGGGUCGCUACUCAAUGGUCUUUCGCGUUCGAAAACGAAGCUGAAUUCUGGGCAAAGAAAUUCUCAAUUACCAGUGUUGAAGGCAAGAAAAAGUGGCAGCGUCUCGUCGCUAGUAGAGAAGCGAAGCAACCCGAUCAAGCUGACCAAAAGUUCUUCCAUUACUAGUAUUAACAAAGAAAUCAGAAACCCGAGACUCUCGAGCCCGCCGAAAGUUUCUAAAGUUCCACCCAAGGUGCCGGCGAAACCGAAAGUAAAGCGGCAAGCUUCUGCCGUCGGCUCAGGAGCCUCUUCAGGAUCUAUUUCUUCGGCCCCCACUUCACCAGUGACGAAAGUUUUGAGCUCAGGAACUCGGAUCGCGAUUACAGAUGCCGCGAAAUCAGCUGCCACCAGGAACUCAAAAGGUUCGAAACUUUCUAAUCCGAAAUCUACCUCAGGCGUAGACACGUCUCUGCCUCAGAGGCCCAAGUCGGUUGAUGGACUGGUCAAGGAGAUAUGUUCGACGAAUGAUACCGCGGAAGCUAACGCGGCUUAUUUAGCAGCACAGGCCCAUCUACGAAAAAGUCAGUCAAAAAUCGAAGAGCUCCAACAGGGUUUGCGAACGAAGAUAAACGCCGCGACCUCUGCAACCUACAAGCAACGACUUUCGAACUCCCAAUCUUUUGGGGUUCAAAGUCGUCUGGUAAAAAACUUGGAUCUUAAUGAAAACGUGAGCCGCGAGAAGUUUGACGAGGAAUUUUUAAAGAAGCAUAAUUUUGACAAGCAGCUUAAGAUCGAGGAAAAACGGGUAUUGGAAACGGAUUUGGAUUACGUUUCUGACACUGAAAAAGCUGAACUUUGCUCGAAAUCUGAAACAACUCAAGGCAAAUACGAAACUGAAAAAAGACGAUACAGUAAAACUGUCUCAGAAAUUGAGAAAAGAUGGUCAGGUGAAUUUCUCGAGGAUCAUCUCGAUCUCAACUCGUCGGAAUCGUCCAAAUCUUCGUACAUCGAAGAACUCGGCAGCAUAUCUUCCCACGAAGACUUGGUAGACGACAACAAUGCAAAGUUUAUCGAAGAGAUAAGAAAACGAUCGGAGGAACUUCCUGGGGUGGCUAAAAAAUCUUCAGUCAAAUCAAACUCCGAGGAGGUUAUCGAAGACACUAACAGUACGGUUGGCUCGAACUCUUGUGUCGAGGACAGGAUCAAGGACAUCGACGGUGAUGUCGAUGCGGUGAUUGCAAAGAACGAAGAGUCCAAUGAAUCGAAAGAUAGCACGCUGAAGAAUUCUUCUUCGUCAACAGUUACGAGCAACCAUUCCAGCACUCCGAAGCAUACUACCUCAGACAAACUGGUGCCAUUAAACAUCAAGGAUACGACCAUCGGCAAAAUCUUAGAACGUUUGAAAAACGUGAAAAACGAAAACGUCUCUGAGGCCGUUGAAGAACUUGACGACAACGAGAAUAACAAUGUCAAUUCGCAGCUACAUCCUGAAGUAGAUCAAUCUAUCAAUAAAAAGGUUGCGCACAAAGAAGUUACCGAAAUCGGCGUACAAGAUCGACUACCCAAUAAAGUCACAACUUUCGAUCGUCAAAUUUUCGAUAAAGACGGCUACGCGGACUUCAUCAAAACCUUCACAAUGGACGCUGGUACGUCGAAACCCCCGAAAGAUGAGAAAAAACGCAAAGGGCUGCGUCGGCUACUUCCAGGUCUCUUCUCGCCGAAGGACUCGCGCAAAGAGUACAAGAAGGAGCAAAAAGAGCGAAAGAAGCGGGAGGAGAAACAGUUUGGCCAGUACCAGCAAAACGGAAACUACACACGAUCCCCCGACACGAUGAACCUCAACGAAGACAUCAAGCGAAAUGUGAAGCUAAACACGAGUUUGAACAGUUCCAUAAUCGAGGAACGAUUAAAUGAAAUAAAGCAGGAAUUAUUCCCAGAACAGGGCCUAACGACGAGCACUCCGGACCAUUUUCUGCAAGCUGAUCGGAUCAAUAUGCCACGAAAUAGCAGGAACCAACGAUUCUACACUGCCAAUUCAUCAUUGAGCUCGAUCGCACCUGAGGAUAAGUGGAUCGAUCAAAAUAUCAUAAGUGGUUCCCCGGACAUGCGAAAACUCAAGCAAAGGCCAACAGCCGACCCGAAAUGCAGCCUGGAGAGAAAACAUAGUCUUCAGGAGCCGGCGAGUCAAGCAAAAUUCUUCAGGAACCAUGGGCCAUCCGGCAGAAUCUCAGCACCACCAAACGAGCGGUUUCUCAUCAGACCGAGAGCCGUGCAUCCGGUGGACAGACCACUUCCGGCAAUACCUCAAAAGGUCGAGUUUUCAGACUACGAAAAUCACCACGGACUUCAUAAUUAUCCCGAACGACAUCCUGACGCCGAAAGUUACUCGCGCGCGCAGUAUCCUCGCCAAGUGCAGAACCAUCAGCAGGACGUCGGUCGGCUCUACGACGAUACAAGCAACUUGGACAAGUCUGAGCAGAAAAGAAAUCAUAGCAUUGACUCAGGCUUCAAUCUAACCCCAGUAUCGGCGCAGGUCAAGAUCACUCGUCAGCCGGUCAUAAACCAAAAUCAGAAGGCUCCGCUUGUGAGACGCUCACCAAAGUACUCACCGAGCUCGAGUCAGAAGUCCGGUGACUACGCGGAUUCGAGUUACACGCCGAACUCCAGCCAGAAGAGUGAGUUCUCACCGAGUAGUUCAAAAAGUGGCGAGUACUACCUAAGCUCACCACAAACCAGCGUGCAGACGUCUCCGAACGACAGCUUGACCGAGAAGAGAGAACAGAUAUACGAAAACAAUCGCCAGUCCCCACAAAUUCCGUACCCGGUUGUCUCACCUGGCGUUAAAACUGCCAACCAGAUGGACCUGGUCUAUGACGUCACCUUGACGCCAGAGCGAGCAAGAAACCCGCUGGACAGAGCCAGGUCACCGGUGACGUACGAUGACCGUGCGCCAACGAUUUCCAGGAACUUGAAACCAGGGCCUCUCACCGUCCUUCCACUCCACGCCACUUCUAACACUCCAGAGCCAAUCUACGUGCGCAGAGGCUCACCGAACAUUCCACUAUCAGCUAAUCUUGAAAAGCUCAAUGCUUACGCUGAGAACACGCCGACCUCAAGAUCACCGAAUCUAAAUUCGCCCGCUAGAAGCUUGGACUCAUCUCCCAGGAGCCGGACGAUGUCUCCAGUGCGAAAUCACUCGCCGGCUUCACCCCAGUCAACCGCUACGCGAUCCCACUGCGGAUCUGAACAAGCCGCGGCUUCUCCGACGCAGAGGAUGGCGUCACCUCUUAACGUCCUGCCAUUGAACAAUUCCGGUUCCCGAUCAGCCCCGAAUUCUCCCGCCGUCCAAGCCAGGCCACCGCUUUCUCCGCUUGCCAGGCCCAUGUCCCCGAGCACCGGAACUGCUGGCAAAGAGUCUGACCACCUCAGGACACCGACGACCUCGCCUCGCAUGAACGAGACUAGGCAACGAGGCCCCGUAAGCGGGCCCUACGUCCCAAUGGCCUCGCGACGCUCCCAACCGAGUGAGCAGAUUCUUAUAGCCUCCCCGAAGAGAGACGCAUUCUACGAACCGCAAAUCCGGCGUCCGACCAAUGCUAAGAUUACUGAUUACCCGGCGUCCCCUGUGCCCAUGACCGACUCUCCAACCAUCAUAGUACAAGCCACUGUCGCAUCUGGAGUUUCGGAUUUGGCAGUCUACGAUGCAACCGAUAGUAGAACAACUUCUCCCGUGGUGAUUCCUAGCGGAUCGCUGAGUGAUGAUCAGAUACAACUCCCGGCCCAUCCUGUCAGAAUUCAAAGACCGGAGCCGGUUUACGGGCAGAGAACAGUUUCGCCGUCUAGGACGCACAUCUACGGACAACGUGCUCUUUCGCCUGCAAAGAGACAGGAAGCUUACAGCGACGGAGAUGACCAGAAAAGCGGAGUUCCUUCGCCGAAGACUCCGGACAGUCAAUUCAUAUCUCCAAUUCAAAGUUCGAGGCAAGGUACUCCCGAGCAAAGGUCGGUGCCAAGAUCCCAACUACCUAUGUAUUCGACUGCAUCAGAGAGUUUGUCAGAGAGUCAACAGUCCAUAUAUUCCGCUAGGCAAACGUUGGGUUCAGAGCCUGUUUAUUCCCCUGGAACUAACAGGCAACCUUCGCCUUCGAAGAAACAGACCAUGCAGCAUUUGGAGGCUUUUUACUGGCAGCAGAAGGCCCUUGAGUCUCAAAGGAAGUCAAACUCGUCUCCGUCGACUGGCUCGCGACAAGCCGAGCCCAGGAUCGAUCAUCCCAAAAUGCGAGAGGCGAUCUACUGGCAGCAGCUUAAGAAGCUGGAUGAAGAACAGCAGCGGAAAAUAUAUGAGCAAAAUGUUCGUGACGAAAGAAACGACCCCCUUUACUGGCGUAGGAAACUUCAAAGUCCCCCGACCUCGCCUUCUACUGUCAUAGCUCCAUCCACGAGUACUCCUAACCCGAAUCAUCCAAACGAAUAUUCUCAAGGCUCCCCCGCUGAAAUAUCGGAGAAUAUUUACUGGCGGAGUAAAAUUCAGCAGCCGAAAGCGACAGUAAUUAACAAGCCGCCAAUAAUGGGACAAAAGGGUCAGAACCAGCCAGUUCUCGUUGUCAGGCCACAGCCUGUUCAUCAAGAAAAGGAUUUUGAUAACCGCGAAAUUUACACCGGACAUAGGGAUUUGAAGCGAAAUCCGCCGCCCAGGUCGAAGAGUGCCUCGCCCCUAUUCGCGAGGGGUGAUGAACGCCGUAGUCUCAGUCUACCCAGAAAGUCGGAGACUGAUGACGGCGGCUUUUUGAGAGGGGGCAGGGAGAGAAGUAGCGUUGCGGCUUUGCGCAAGCCCGAGACACCGCCGAUAUACGAAGAAGAUAACGAAGGUGACAAGAAACCGCCGCCGAUUUUUAAAAGGGGGAGUUUAAUCAGCAAUUCCAGCAAUUCUGUCGACUAUGGAACCGGGCAGAAAAGAGUCAGCUUUUCGAAUCAAACCACCAACACUGAUAUCGGCACUGGUAUCUGGCCCACGAAACAUGGUAUGGCACCCGAACCUCCGACGAGACAACACCGGCUCGAUAGAGCCUCGACAACAUCGGAAAGUGACUCGGUGUUUCUUCACGAUGUGGAGAAUCAGAACAACUCGAACGCGAACGUAUACGGAAACGUCUUGGCCCGCUCGAUAUCUCAGACCGGCGAAUCGUUUUAUCCCAAUUCCAAAACGCGUGCCUCCUUUGACACAAACGCGGCAGAAUACGAUGCCGACAGACCUUUACCGCCCCCACCACGACAACCACUAAGAUUUCUACGGCGGAGCAACAGCGUCAGAGAUCAACCCAGAGUAAGCCCAGCCAACUCCAAGGUCGACUAUCCUCCAGAUGCUCGUGGUAAAUACGGUAUUAAUCAACGCAGAUGGCCAGCUGUCAGCGAAAGCGAGAGCGGAAGUGAAGCCAGCGAAAUUCAACGGAUACUCAGACGCCGAAACGAAGAAGAGUGGAACCCCGAUGGCAAAGGACGGCAAUCGAACGACACGGGUGGUUCCGGAAGGGGCGAAGGUGAGGGAGGUGCCGGUGACCUUCCGGGUUCGGGAGGCGGCGGCAGGCGUCUCGGCGUCGCCGGGGUCGGCGGAGGCGUCGCCCGAGGGGGCGGCGGAGGCGGCGGCGGCCGUUCGCGAGACGAACCUCGUCGCCACACUCUCAGCGGCGACCAUCAGCCGUCCCUCCAUCACCAGCAGUUCAACUCUCAGCUUCACCCGCUUCAUCCUCAUCAUCUGCCUCCACCUCACGGCCAAUACGGGCCCUCGAAUCGACACGCGACCACCAUGGACCUCGAGAUGGGGACCAAGUCGCGCCAGAGAAAGUCGCCUCUGCCACGAGGAUAUCCUCCCCCGUCAACGGCCAUGCUCUUCGACGACGACCCGGGCAUCAUGUCCGAGGUGGAAACGUCCAGCACAGGAUUCCGUCGAGGUGGGAAACAGCGAAGCAGUCUCCCCGUCGUCAGAACACCAAGCAAGACCCUGGAGCGUCCACUAGGCGCAUCCCUAGGACUGGUCUUCCUGCAGUACAGGAACGAGACAAAGCGAGCCCUGCUUCCGAACGAGAUAACGAGCAUAGAUACAGUGAAAGCUCUCUUCGUCAGGAGCUUUCCCAAGCAGCUGACGAUGGAGUAUCUCGACAGUCCGCUGGUCAAGGUCUACAUCCACGAUAGCAACAAGGACAUGUUCUACGAGCUGGAAGACAUGCGGUCACACCUCAGAGACAUCAGAGACAGGAGCGUUCUUCGACUGUUCGAGAGCACCGACGGGGUCGCCGGGAUGCCGGGACCUCUGGGAGCUCCUGGAGGUGGGGGAGGACUCCCGCCCCACUGGGAGGAUCAGAGCUACUUCAGCGAGCCGGAGUUUGACAGCGAGUACCAGCAUCAGCACAUCCACAAAAGCAAGACUGCGAAAAAUUCUACUUCCGGUAACGGGGGCUACUACAUGGGGGGCAGCAGCACUCUGCCUCGUGGGGGACCCUUGCUGAGGGCCUACAGCCCUGCUGCUUCUUCAGCUGUCUCAGGCCCCAAUGCGAAUUCAACGCAGUCGAAGGCCCUAGGAACUCCAGGUGGAGGCGGAGUGCCACCUGCAAAGCCGCUUCGCAGCUACCAAUGUGGUAAGAGUCCCCUCGGCAGCCUUGGGGGCUCCGCACGCUUCUCUAGAGACAGCUCGGUCUCCCUCUAUAGUAUACCAGAUCGACUCCAUGGAGAAAGCGGAUACAUGAGUAGUCCGGAGAGGACCGGUGUAGUCGGUGCUGGAUCUGGAAGGUAUUCGGCGGGGCCGUACAGCACAGGUAGCAGCUAUGAAGACCCAUACUACUCCCAGUAUUCUGGAACCGUAACACCAGUUAUUGACGAAGAAGCUAGGUGGUGCAGCGAUACGGAGCUGUUGGAGGAUUCUUACAGCCUUUACGGUGUGAAGCCACCUGGUCGCCCUCCGACUGGCCCCCCACGAUCCCCAUUUCCCCCCGGGGCACCUGCUCUGACCCCCGGUGGACAGCCUUACGACGCUACCCGGAUAAGGGUGGAGCACAUGGAACGACAACUCGCUAAUUUGACCGGACUUGUGCAGAAAGCUUUGACUCAUGCUCCACACGCCAGCCCCUCGCCGAGGGACUAUUUGCAGGUCCCCGCGCCUCGCGAUCCCUACAGAACAGCAGGCGCAGGAGACGAGUUCGACAAACAUUCUAGCUCCAGCUCCGCCUCAUUGCCAGAUGACUCAUACUUAAGGACUGAUGUUAAGCCGCCAAAAUUAGGCAAAGACAAGUCGGUGUCAUUUGAAAAGUCAGUCUCCUUCAGUGACGAGCCACCAGAUAUGAACUCUCCUAAACAACAUUCCCCGCAACACGCAGCGGACACAAAGCCUACAAAACCAGCUAUAAAAUCAUCCACACUGCCAAGGAUGUCAUCACAAGAACGGGAAAGGCAUAAGCCGACGCCACCGCCAAAACCAGCUACUCUGGCAGCUGGUCAAUACGUUUAUAGAGACUUGACUCUCACUCCUGAAAUGUAUAAUCAACUUAGAGGUCUGCAGAAAAAAGCAAAGGAUCUACGCCAAGAAGUUCGAAACCUUAGACGCAUGUCCCAAGCUCAAGCGCACACAGUCAGAGAGACUAUCAGGGAUACAUUUAUCACCAUCAGGGCUGUGCUGCUGUCCGGCGGCGACGCUGCUUGGGCUGCCGGAGACACAGAAAAAGCAAGAUUGAACCGCGAAGAAGACCUCUACAAGCAAGAAAUGAUUAGGCUGGAAAAAGAUCUCACCGAGCUAGAGAGCACAGUAGAGGAGCUCCGGGGCAAUGUCAUAAACCGAAAAACUAGAGUAAACAUGUCCGAUGUAGAAAAUAUGGCGCUUAUACUGAACAAAUCCAGUAAAACAGUGGCAGAUCUAAAAGUCCGCUUCCCGAGUCUCCAGGAAGGCAUGAAGGGCCUCCUGAGUUCCGAAAUGGAAAAAGUUGUACGCGAAGAAAAGUUCCUAAAGGAAGAACCAGAACGACUAGAAUCUGCACUCAGGCGCUGUAAGAAGCUUACAGGAACCCUCGUCACGCUCAAACGUAACAAAACAUUCAGCGAUUGCAGAAUAAUUGACGGAUACUUGAGGGUGAAAUUUCAGAGUGAAAAUGAAUGUCUUGCAUUUCCCUCCAGCUUGGCGUCGGUGCAGGAGCAGCGAUUACCGAACGCAGCGAGCGCGGAGGCUGAAGAAACCCCGCCAAUAACACCAACAUCGGGGCAACAUUCUAAGACAACUACCCCUACGCCAGCGGAACGCACUGUCAUGGGGGCAGCGGGCGUCGUCGGGGGAGGGUCCAACGCUCUCGACUCAUCCGCCUCCUAUCAGCAGCGUCCGGAGAACGCACUCGACGCUCUGCUAGAUGAACUCCAAACAUUUUCGAGGCCGGCGUCGCAGCUUAGCCAAACGUCCAGCAUCGGCUUUACCCCAAAUUUAACCGAUAUCGGACGAUCGGCGAGCCAGAUAUCGCAGAUGAGCCAUACCCCCAGCAUGUCGGACAUCGGUAGGAAAGGCAGCAUAGAUUCGUCGACGAAUUUAUCCAUCGCUACGACCCCUGGACACACGAGUACCCUCAGGAGGCUACACUCCUAUCCUUCCAGUUCCGACACGGAUACCUCUCCGCCCAUAGCCAGGCUACAAGUAUCCGACAGCUCGAUGCCACCAUCUCAGAAGCCUCCAGUGCCGGAAAGAAACGCCGAACUACUUCAGCUGGCUACUGCGAGACGAGUUCCUCCACCGCCGCCUCCGAGAACUAGUUCAAGAUCCCCUCUUGCAAGUCCGACGAGUCCUCAAUUGCCACCGAGAAAUCCUACGGGUACGUUGCGCAGAGGACGGAGCAACUUGAAGGAGAGCGGAAAACCACCUAUGGCACUGCCGUCGAAUGCGAAUGAAGGUGAACAGCCUCCGUCAAUGGCUCCCAAUAACAUAUUAUCGGCGAGCAAUUCUAGCUCUUGCGAAAGUAUUAAUUCCCAGGAGGGCUUGCAGAACAAAAAGGGGAGGCAGGAACAAUUGGAACAACGCCACCAAGAGCUCCUUAGAAAACAAAAAGCGCUUCAAGAACAAUACGCCAGGCUGCAACAACUGCAGAGAAAUGCAUCGGGAUUGACGACAGUCCCACCGGCGCCUCCUGAUCUUCUCAAGAAAACCGGCUCCGAAAGUAAUCUGUUAGCUAAGAUGGGUCUUGGGUUGAGCACCGCUAGUUCUGGCUCGCUCACCAGUCUGGCGACCCGACCAGAAUUGAGCACCGCUCCGGCACCGAAUGCAUCUGCUAAUCAGACAACAACAAACAAGAUUUACGAGACAGACAUUCUGUGACCGAGAAAUAUGAUAUUUCCGUUCGAAAAGAAUCUUGAAUGUAUACUCUCGGGAGGAGCAGCUGCAAGUUAACAUCGCUAUACUAAAUAAUUCUCUCGCGUGAUAAUGUUGUGUUUCUCUUUUAAGAAAAAUAUGGUAGUCCUGCAGUUAACGACGAGGCAACGUUGUUGUCCUUAUUUAUUUAUUUAUAUAAAUUUAUAUAUAUUUAUGUACACGCGUAUGUAACAUAUGUAUACGUGUCCUAGAUAUCGGUUGAAACUGUUUCCCAACGCUUGGUUCAAAGUGUCUUGAGCUGUGAAAAAUGUCUUAUCUCGGAUCUUCUUUGACACGGCGAUGUAAAAUAGUGGAGAUUGAUAACUGGAACGCACUGUAUCCGUUAUCUUCAGGUAACCAUACCGCGGAAAACAAUGACUGAAUAUAUUACCGUGCCAAGGUUUUAAUUCAGAACACUGUGGUCGUGAAGGUAAAUUUUCAAAUCUAUGGAACAAUGAUUAGUUGAUUUUUUACUUAUAUGUAUAUAUCUCAUGUGCUUAUUACUAGGCAUCGCGCUGUUGAGAAAUAUGGCUGUACGCUGUUCAAACUGACAAUGAGGCGUAAAACUUGUGUGUGAGAAUCGGAGUGGAAAUGCAUGAGGCAAUAUUAUAUUGACAGUUGGGUGAAUGCCAAAUAGUCGACUUGCGAUUUUUAUUACGAGUAUAACAUUAAAAUUGUGCACGAGUAUUUUAAAUUUAUAAAACGAGAUAAGCGUUUACAUUACGAUGGCGAUCGAGCUGAUAUUGCGAAGUAUUAUUAAAAUUGAAAGAGACGACUGGAUACUGAGAUUCAAGAUUUGGAAUUGAUGCAAUGAUAUAUAAAUAUAAUAAAUACAUAAAUAUAUAUAUUAUACAUAUAUAAUGAGCCAACACGUUGAAAUACGCGAUCAAUAAUUCCGAUAUCAAAUUGAUAUUGAUGUUAAUUAUACAAAACACUCCUCACGUAAAUAAUAAAAGCACAUACACAUUAUACACAAGAAUUCUAUAAUUACCCUAGAAAUUAGCAGAUCAUGCUUAAUAAUGAAAUUGAAACAAGUUAGAAAUAUUUAAUAUACACAGUAAUCGUAACUCUAAAUAACGAAUUUAAAAGAAGUCAAAAAAAUAACAAAAAAGAAAAAAAAAACGUAAGGUGUUUAGUGUAAACCAUCGCAAAGAGAUAUUGCUCGGUUUUGGCUGUUAUAUUAUUAGAUACAUAUGAUACAAUAUAUGUCAUGAACAGAAAAGAACGUGUUUCAUAUUAACGAGUUGAUUCUUUUAAAACAUUAUCCCAUAUGAGUUCAUGAUACCGUGUCUUAAUAUCAACGAGGAUACUUACAAGAAUAUUUCUCCAAGUGCUAAAGCGAAUGGACUUGCUCGUAACAUUGACGCAUCAAAGAAAGAUUACAUUUUGUUCAGCUUUCAAAUAAAUAAAAAUUACAAUAACCGCGUAUAAUUUUCGUACAUUUCUUAAUUGUGAUUUGAGUUUAAGGUACGAACGUUUAGAAGAUGCUACAUUACUUAAUGACUUCAUUGUAUUUGUUGACGUAUAAAAUAAUAACUGCGCAACCUGAGCUGCGAGGUAAUGAUGAAACAUUUAAAAGAAAAGAUAAAAACUCUGUCUACAUCCGCAACAUUUAAUUUCAACAACAAUCUCACUUCGGUAGGAAUAGAAAAAAAAAAAAAAAAUAAAGAAAUGAGAGAAAAAAAAAUAUACAGAUUUUAUUAAAA